AUGUGCGGCAUCUUCUUUUCCAUUGCGAAACACCGUCCUAUUCUACCCGAUUCUCUCACGGUAGACGAGCUCAACGCACGUGGACCAGACAGCUACAGAGAGCUGGAUGUCAGACUUCCUACUCCGCGAUCGGACGAACUGCACCUCACAUUUGUUUCUUCCGUCCUAGCAUUGCGAGGAGAUUCUGUCCAGAGCCAACCCCUCCAGGAUCGCGCUUCAGGGUCCAUCCUCUGCUGGAAUGGCGAGGCGUGGAAAGUGGAUGGAGUCAGAGUGGAAGGAAAUGACUCGGUGCAGAUUUUUGAUCUUCUCUUGCGUGCCUCUCAUUCAAGUCAAAGCGGUGGCUACCAGCAGCGCAUUGCUCAGGCGCUGACAAACAUAGCCGGGCCUUUUGCCUUCGUCUUCUACGAUGCUCCUCGUUCAACCGUCUACUAUGGGAGAGAUCGGCUAGGGCGCCGCUCUCUGCUCACCAAUCAUGGCGAUGAAGACUCACUGACGCUGUGUAGCGUCGGCACUCCGCCUGUCGAUGUGCUGGACGAAGAAGUGUCCACAGAUGCAAUCCAUUUUAUCUCUUUGGGGCACGGUGAAAUAACUCGGGGCGAGCUUCCAUGGCAGAACAUGUCCCCCAUAAUCAACAAGGCCGGUCCUUUGGAGCUUCUUGAAUUGAUUCCGACUUCGAGGAGUGUCGACCGCUUCCUGGAGUUAUUGACUGGUGCUCUUGAACUAAGACUUCUGGACAUUCCGAAUCACGACCACAAUCACAUCAUGCCACAGUCCACGAAGGUCGCCAUACUCUUUUCGGGAGGUCUAGACUGUACACUGCUCGCUCGCCUUGCGCAUGAUCUUCUGCCCAAAUCGGAAGCUAUAGAUUUGUUAAAUGUGGCCUUUGAAAACCCACGGUCAAUGGCGGCAACGAACAAAACCACAGAUUCGCCCUACGAGCUCUGUCCCGAUAGGGCCACCGGUCGCUCCAGCUUUGCAGAACUUUGUGAAGCAUGCCCAGACCGAGAGUGGAGGUUCGUGGCAGUUGAUGUGCCUUAUCAGCACUCAAAAGCCUAUAAAGCCAGGAUUCAACGGCUCAUGCACCCUCACAAGACGGAGAUGGAUUUGUCUAUCACCAUGGCGCUCUUCUUUGCUGCUCAGGGAGUAGGGAAUUUAUUCAAAAAGACGGAGGUACAGCAGACAACCAAGGAGCUUUAUGCCUCCCACGCUCGAGUCCUGCUUUCCGGUCUAGGAGCAGAUGAGUUAUAUGCAGGAUAUUCGCGACAUGCUGCAGCCUUUGGUCGGGGAGCAUUUGCUGCCUUGGCAGAGGAACUCGAGCUAGAUUUCAAUCGAAUCGGAUCUCGCAACUUGGGUCGGGAUGACCGGGUCAUGAGUCAUUGGGGUAAAGAGGUGCGUUACCCUUAUCUAGAUGAAGAUUUGGUGAGGUUUUCUCUAGGUCUUCCGGUGUGGGAAAAGUGUGGUUUCAGAUCGUCAAAAAGGGUUCCCAAGCACUACGAGGAAGUCGGCCGUGUCGAGAAGCCCGAGGAUCUUGAACCUUCAAAGAUGCUGUUGAGACUAGCUAUGUGGAAGCUAGGCAUGCGGAGUGUUGCUUCAGAAAGGAAGAGGGCCAUCCAAUUCGGGGCCAGGACUGCAAAAAUGGAUGUUGGUCAAGGAAGGACAAAGGGGACGGACGUUUUGGCCAUUGGAGGCUGA
Cladophialophora psammophila CBS 110553 is the source of this 1692-nucleotide messenger RNA. RefSeq lists its product as uncharacterized. NCBI's taxonomy places the organism in Eukaryota, Fungi, Ascomycota, Eurotiomycetes, Chaetothyriales, Herpotrichiellaceae. The transcript has a single exon. The record is from RefSeq and is a predicted model, not a curated record. Gene Ontology annotation, molecular function: asparagine synthase (glutamine-hydrolyzing) activity. The coding region runs from base 1 to 1692 and encodes 563 amino acids.